UCGAAUUUGACGGCUUGCCCCAAAACGAAUAAGAGAUAGUCCCAUUUAAGAAGAGAAACGCGCACAGUCCGUAUCGUCAAUAUAUAUAUAUAUAUAUAUAUAUAUAUAAUAUAUACAUAUGUAAUAACAUUUUGUAAAAAUAGAAAGGGUUCAAAAAUGGUAAAACAAAUUGAAAAAGAAAAAAAAUCGUGCAUACAGUUACAAUGAUUGCGAAUUUCAAAUGCAAAACGCAUCGCAAUGACCAAAUUAAGUAAACAUAAACAAAGUUCAUGGUAUGCGUGUGUGUGUGCGGGUAACGCUAAUGCAUUGUGAUGAAGAAGCAGAAAAAAAAAUUCACACAAGGAUAGAACUUUUGUCAGUGAUAAAAUAGAUCUAGAAUUAAUCGUCAAAUUUCUUGAAAAAGAAAUUUUUUGAUAGUGCUUUUAAAAUUGCCAAAAGAAACCACAACAAUUGUCUAAAUAAAUAAAUCGAGAGAAGAAAUACGAAAGAAACUCAUAUACAAAACAAAAGUCAGUCAGUCAAUUCGAUAAGUGCUCGGUUCAGUGAUUUUAUUGCAUCGAAGUCACUCAAAAGUAAAAUAAUAACAAUAGGCAAUGUGACCAGAGAGGCACACUAUAGAAUAGUGUUUAAAAGAAAAACAGGGACAGAUAAACCAACCGUGCACGAGAUAGAGAGAGAGAGAAGUAAAUUGAAAAAUCAUUGAGCGCAAAAAUAGAAUGGGGCUAAAAUCGGAACUUCGAAUGAACUAUAUCGAGCAAUUGAAAAUUUGCUUAAUCGUAUUUUGUCAAAAGUAAAUUGUGUGUGACAAGAGAGUAGUAAACAGUAAUUGCAAGACUGUGUCGCGAAUAAAAACGACAAUCACAUAUAGAUACAUAACACCGACUUGGAAAAUCACAACAACUAGAGAAAAGAAACUUUUUAAAAAAAAUCAACAACAACCACAGAAGUAAGUGUCGAAACGAUUUUUCACCGUGCCGAGGCCUCGAAUUGUGAGUGAACGAUCGGAAUUUUAUGUGAAGCAUAAUUAAGACGAAGGAAAAACACACACACAUACACACAUAUGACAUUUAAACAAAGUACAAGAAAGAGAGAGAGAGAAAAAAAACACAUAAUUUCGGGUUGACACAUCGGACAAUGCACCAAUACACACAGUAGCCAACAACAAUAUACACCUCAAUAACACAAGGCAAUUUAUCUGUUUGCCAAACAGCAUAAUCAUUAAGUAACUAAAAAGGAAAGACAUACAUACUUUUAAAAUAAAAAAAAAAAACAAACUUAGUCCAUUGUUGUUAUUAUUAUCAUAAAUAGCAGAGUCGUUUUGUCGUUUAAAUAUAUCGCUAAUUUACAUUUCACACACGAUUACGGAAUUGUGUAAAUCUGAAAGAAGAAACAACGAGAGAAAGAUCCGAUCCAUUUAGUUCCGACAUUUAUUGGUUCGCAUGUGAUUCCGUCAAAUGAAACAAGAUAUUAAAAAAACGCAAAUAGUUAAUCGUCUCACUUGAAUUGCUUGGGGGGACAUAGGCAAAGAUUGUCUUGCUAUUGCUCUCUGUCUCAUACAUCAAAAGUUAAAAAAGGCAAACGUGUUUAUAUCCAAAAUCAUCAUUCGGUUCGAAGCACAUGAAAAUACAGAAAUAUGAAAUAAAAUAUAAAAUAAAAAAGAUAUAUUUUGUGUGAAUGACAUCACUGUGUGCACGGAAACACACCGCAACGACGACAACAUCAACGACAACGACGACGGUGUAUUAUUGCGAAGAAAAGUGCUCAUCAUUUUGAGGACAACUCGUUUGUUGAAUUGAUUGUUUUGUGUGAUGUGUAGAUGACAACACGUAUGUUAUUUUUUUUUUUGUGUGACCAAACAAAAUUAGUGACAAUUAAUUAGAGUCAAGUCAUUUUUAUUGCACAUACGUAAUUCAACUCCAAUUCAUUUGCGCGAUACCAUAUAAUAAAUGUGGCAUAUUUUUUUUCUACGUCUCUUCUUCCCUUUUUGGUGUACAUGAAUUGUUGUGUGUGAAUAUAUGUAGCUGCGGUUCUCAUCCAAUUCAAUGCACGUUUGUGAGCUUAAAAGAAAUAAAAUAGAGAGAAAAAAAUACCAACAAAUAGCAACCUGUAAACGACCAUUAAAUAGAUACUGUAGAGAUAAAUUUAUCGAGAAACAAGACGAACAUAUUCGAGUUACACUGAAUCGGCAAAUGCGAAACAAAACCAGAGCAAAAGAUGAAUUACGGCUGCUGUGAAUAGUGAAUUUAUUGCAUUGAAAAGUGUUGAUGACAUUGAUUACAAAGUGUGUGAGUACCCUUUUUUUUCAUCAAGUCAUCAUCAAGUGACGAAGUGUGUGCUGAAUACGAGAACUCAUGGAACUUUCAAUUGUUACCUUGCACUUUGCAAACUGAUCGCGCGCUGUCAGAUUAUUCGGGUCUGAGUGUAUGUGUAUGCGGCACGUUUGUGUGUGCGAGUGAAUUUGGUAUGCGAAACAAGCAAACGAUAUACAUGCAUACCAUUGAAAAUACCUUUUGUUUCGUAUUUUUAUUUUCAAUUGUUCACUUGUUUCUUGUAUGAUACGUUUUUUCUGCUGCUCUCUCCCUCUCUUAUCGCUUGGCAAUGAAAUAAACUCGAAUUGAACUCGAAGAUAGCACACAUAUUUUGAGUGCAGCGAAAGCAAUUAAUGUUGAUGUGAAUCGGAUCAAACUACUGCUUUGAUUUCAUGUAAGAAAUAGAUUUUCCCAAAAAAAAAAAAACAAACAAACACGAAUCACGAAUAACAAAUAAUAAUUGUAAAAUGGAUGAAACAAGUGCGGGCAUUCAGCAAAUAUCUAAAAAUGAUAAUAAUAAAGCGAUUGAAGUCGGUUGUGGUGUUAAGUGCGAGCCAACUAGCACCGCUAUGGCUGACAUUGAAAAUCAAUCGGAGAAAUAUGAUAUUUCACCGGAAAAUUUGGAAAAAAGUAGCUAUGAUAAUACACCAAAUGAUGAUUUAUCAACAACCAGUGUUAGUGGAAUGACAACAACCACAACAAACAACGAAACAACCAGCUCAAAUUCAAUAGCCGAUGAUAAAUGCAACAAAUCAAUGGACAAUAAAAUUGAAACCGCCAAAAAUAAAAAUGCCGCCGGAUUUGCAUUUACAAUUGAUUUUAAUGAUGGUAAAACGGUGGACAAUCGUAAAAAAAAAGAGAUUGCCGAACGUUUUCAACAUCGACAACAGCAACAACAAGAACAGCGUCGACAUCGACGAGGUGUAUCAUUAUCAAAAUUAGAUGAAUCAAGAAAGUCGUCAACAUCGUUAAACAAUAUGGAUAAUUGUCAAUUAUCGGUCGAUGAUUCAAAUGUUUCAACAACAACGACAAAAACGACGGCAAUGGCCACAAAACCACCAUUCAAGCAACGCAUUAACAACAAGCAACCAAUUGCCAAUGAUGAUACAAAAAGUGAUGAAAAAUGUGAUACAAAAGUUGUGCUACGACGGCCACGGCCAGCGGCUGUUCAAACACAAAACUGCAAAGACUCAUCGAAACGGCAUAGUUGGAGUCCACGAUCAAGUUUAAAUUAUGAAAAGAUACCGCAGAUGCCUCAAGAUUCAAAUCCAAAAGAUGAACCAACAAAAUUCAUUGAUAGCACCGUGAAUGCCAAUACCACAACAGCCACUACCAUCUCCACCACCGUCAUUAACCAUUCAAGCGGUUUUCAACCAAAAUCAACGAUUUUACAGCGUGCUUUGGAAGGUAAUAACAAUAAUAAUAAUUCCAUGCGGCCAAUGACAAACAUAAAUAGUUCAAAAUCAAAAGUGGUAACCGGUUCGGUGAAAAAAGCGACAACAACGAUUAGAGAUCAUGUUGUAACGGCACCACUGGAAUACGUACGAAAUUCAGAUGACGAAGGAUCGAUCGGUGAGGCAAGUCAAGCCACCUACACACUUGACGGUGACAAUUAUACCGAAGAAGAAAAGGAGCGCAUGAGCAUUGACAAAUUAGGAAAGAGAAAUUUUGAUUUGUCUAUUGAUUCAAGAUCAAGGCAAAAUGACCUCAGCAAAAAUUAUUCGUCGGCUUUAAAAAAUGCGCUGCACCAUUCAUCACGUAACGACAUAAAAAUGGAUAUAAAACAACACAAUAAUAAACGCGGUUCUAUCGGUGCUGUCGAACGUGAUCAAUUAACAAAAGCGUCAUCAAAAUCAUCGGCCAAGUCCUAUUUAGAUAAGAUUAAAACACGUGUCAAGACAAUUGGCGAUCGUACAUUUCACAAGAACAGUGGCAAAUCGAUAACAACAAUCACACCGCCACUACAAACACCAGCACCAGCAGCAACAACAACAACCAACGAGAAAUUAAUGAAUUUACAAGUGGUGCGUACAGACGAUUCGUCGCCCAUUGACACAGAUCAUGGUGUAUUUACAAGUAUAACAGCAUGUGGUGUUCUAAAUAAACAUUAUCAAGAUAAUAAUAAUAUGUCAGCGAGCGGAAAUCGCAAACAAAGUCUGACCAAAUUUCAAAUCGAUAGUUCGGAAUAUAUUCAACCGAAAGUUGAUGAUACACUCAUGACUUCAUAUACGGAUUAUGAGAAAGCCAAACACAAUGAAUACAAAUUAAAUAUUUUUUCAACUGUUUCAUCGUACACAUCGUCUGGGACAUCGCCCGUUCAUACCGACGAUGAUAAUUUAAGCGUUGAAUGUGUUGAUGAUAAACCAAUUACAAUAAAAACCGCACCAACGAAAAACGAUUGGAUUCAAGAAUGGGCGAAAAAUGCACGGCGUCGCAAUAAUUUGUUGGCCAGUUCAGCAACGGCAUCGCCAAAAAUACAACAUUAUUCUAAAACCGGUUCGCAGCGACCACACUUAGCACAUUUACAUGGAAAAGAUGAUGAUCGGAUGUCACAAAGUUAUGACACAUAUUUUAAUCAUAGCGAACAAUUUGGUGAUGAUGUAAUCGAAAAUAGCAGCGAUGAGUGUACAGCGCACACAUCACGAUCCAUCGGACGAACCAAAACAAUGAACGCAAAGACUGAAUUUGGUGAUCAAAAAUCAUCACCUAAUAAUGUGCUUCGACCACCAAUUAGCCCAACUAAAAUACCAUCACCAAUGCAUACACAGUUACGGGCAAGAAGUUCGAGCGCCAAUAGAAGCUUUCGCAAUAGCAAUGCAGAUCUCGAAAAUCUUGACACCGAAAUGUACUUAGAAAAAACAGCCGCAGCAAUAUCUUCGCUGCAAAAAAUUCACCGAAAGAAUAACUCACCGCAAAGUCCAUUAAGUCCAAUGCGAAAAGCAGCGCCAACAGAAUUUACCACCGCCACUGUAAUGUCGGCACGCAAUAAUUACGAAAAAUCGGUUAACUUACGUCCGUUGCAUUUACACAAACGCAAUUUAUCGCUAGAUAUUUCGCAUAAUGCAACAACAAAACUAAAUAAUAAAAAUCACGAAUUCUACGAUUCAAAUGGAAUGUUAAAUGCACAGGAAUUGAAAGAGCAGCUUAACAAACGACACAUUCGUCACAACUCCUAUGAAAAUAAGCAAAUUCAAUUGCCCAAUUCAAAGCAUACGAAUAUCGAUCAAACAAUGUCACGUGUAAAACUUAUCGAACAACAACGUUUGCUAAAUAAUUACUUUGGUGAUUCGGAACAUGCGCGUCGCGCAAGCUGCGGUGAUAAUACAAUGGGAUCACCAAUACGCCGUUCAAGUUCAUUUUGCAAUCGAAAUAUUGUAAAUAUAAUGCCAACGAAAGCAACCACACCGACAGCUACGAAAAAGCUAAUGAAUCGCAUUAAUUUGGCCACAAAUAAUAAUGCACUACAGAAAUCGGCCAGUAGUUCAAGUUUCAAGAAAUUGACCGCGUCAGCAACGUUCCCACAACAAUACAAUCAAAAUGAAAAUGAAACAUAUUAUAUAAAUGGUCGCGAUAAUUUGCAUACCGAUCGUGAUGAACUGAUUUAUUCGUCCGAUGAAUCGAUGGACGAUGCAAACAGUAUGACUGGUGAUAGUGGCCGCUAUGAAUCAGAUCGACAACAAUCCGAACCACCAAUUUCACAUACACGAUAUAAUAAGGCGUUUCUCAUGCGAAUGGAACAAAAUAAACAAAUUGCGAGCGGCGGAGGUGGCGGCAGCGGCGGCGGUGUUGGAGGCGGAAAUAAAGGUGUGGUUGCAUGUCCAAAUACACCAGAAAUGCCAAGACGGGCCAGCAAUCAAAGGGCAUCAUUCCGUGAUCCAACUUCAAUGCCACGCGAUUCAAGCUUAUCACGAAUGAAACAGGACCUACCAAAUUUACAAACAACGAAAAAAGCACUCACACAAACCGCAUCGAAAGAUAGCAGCAGCAGCACAAGCAGUCUCAAUAAACGAGUUCUUCCAAAGUACAUGGACAUAUCGAAGUACAAGCCGGUACAAGGCCAAUCCUUUUUGAAGCGUGACGAAUCGAAGAGCACAUUAAUCAAUCGCAAUGAAAUUCGUAAGAGUCCCAGUGCAAUUGGUCUAAGCAAAGGUGAUCCAAUGCGGACAAGUGGUCGCGUUAAAUCGGCUGGAGCUAAACCCAGCACACCUAUUAUUUCGAAAGAUUCCAAGGCUCGCGAGCAAGAGUUAGCAAUGUGGCGACGACGUGCCACAUACGAUCCGAUGAAGGCUGCGGCAGAAGGACGCAAAAAACAAGAAGAAGCCAAGAAAGUGGCACAGUCAAGUAAAUUCAGCGAUAGCAGUGCGGUACUUCGAUCGCAAUCGUUUCACAGUGGCGUUGGGCAAUUUAAUAAUCUCCAACUGCGGCAGCAAUUUAGCGAGGAUAGCUUUAAUAAGAACCGUUGGACUGUGAUGUCAACCGAAUCAAGUGACGAGGAAGAAUUUGGCGAAAACGCAUAAAAUACAACAUAGAUAACUAGUAAUAUCAACAAAUAUUGAAGUAAAAUGGGAAUGCGCCCAGAUCAUUGAAGCGAGAACCAUUUUUUCCGGCUCAUUUCAAAUCAUUAUGUUAAUUGUCAUAUUUCUUAAGUUGUUUUUUUUUCUCUCUUGCGCUGUAACACUUAUGAACAUUGACGUUUGUUUUCCUUUUGAUUAGUUCAAAAACCGGUUCGGUUAGAUGUAGGAAAGAGAAAAGGAAUAUUUAAAACGUAAUUCGUUAUUCGUUGUGAAAAUAUUUUGUAGAAGAACAUUAGCGAUGUAAGUGAAAAUGAAUUUUAUCGCGCGUAUGCGUAAAUCACAAGCUAUUUUUUUGUGGAAAUGAUUGUAUUUAAUUAGGACUGUUUUAGAUGAAUUGCAACAUUUUCAUUAAGUAAGUGCGACAAAUGUCCAUUUUAUUUCGAAACUCAAAUGUGAGUUUCACGGCUGUUAGUAUAUUAUUUUUUGUUGUUGUGGAGAUGCAAUAUUUAUGUGACUCAUUUUUAAAGAAAAUGCACCACCACGACAGAAAUUGUAAGAAAACAAGAUUUCUUCAUUUUGUCAAUUUCCCGAUUCAAUUUUUUAUGAGUUCUUUUCUCUCACACGUUUAAUAAUAAAAUUACCAAAAUUAAUUUGCAUUCAGUUUCUUAGAAACACAUUUUUAUUUCUACAAUCUCGUAGAUUAUAUAUCGGAUUUACUGGAAGUAAUGUGUAAUAAUUUGAAUAUAAGGCUUAAUUUCUCAUAAUGAUUAGACUUACAGUUUAAGAGUGAUGAUCGCAGUAUAGAUCCACUAGUGCUACGAAAUUAAAAACCGUCCUUUUUCUUUUCGUUUUUUUUUUUUAAUUCUAUUGAACAUUUCAAUUUAUUUAUCGUAUGAAAUUGUGAGAAAUUCAAAUCAUUACAUCAUUGGAAAUUUAUUGAAAUAAUUCGAAAAUCACAUGUCACAUGUGAAUGUGUGUAUAUUAUUUAAAUUGCUAUAUAUAUGUAGGCGAAAGAGUACGCUCUUAAAACGAUUUAUUGGAUUUUUAAUUUGAAAUUGUAUUUGAAACAAAAACGAAACAAUACGAUUACAUUCUAAGUUUGAAUAUAAAUGCGGUGGAGAAUGGAAAUGAAAAAAAAAACAGCAAUAUCCAAACAUGGCACUAAAUUUUUAUCAAUAAAAUGAGAAAGAGAAAAUAAUAACAAAAAUCAAAAUUUGGUCGUAUUGAAAUCACAAAUUCUCAAUUAUUUGGAGAUAGAGUGAUGCAAAACAUUAUUUAUGUUGGUACCAAAAAAUGAAUGCUUUUCAUCGGCAACAACAAAAUUUAUUCUUAUUCGGUCUUGUGCAAUAAAUUCAGAUUCGAAUGUUAACACUUACAUUUAAUAUAACAAAAUUUCAAAAAUUUGAUUUAAAAAAAUGUUUAUUUAAACCAUGUUUUAUUCCAUUAAAUAAGGCAACAACAUUUCAACACAUCCAUUUGUCCAUAAAUGAUAUAUUUUCAAGUGUAUCAAAAUCAUAAACAACAGAACAUAAUUUUCACAUUAUUUUAAUUUUUGUUUUCUAAGCGAUAUUUUCUCCGAGCCAAGUCUUGUGAUUCAAUUCGGCUAUAGCAAUUUUUUUAUUGUUCUAUAAGAACAUCAAUUAUUCCUAUAGUAAGUGAACAUGGAAAUUUGCGUGGCAAUUUUUAAUUUAAUUCAGAAAUUUUACAGUUUUUUGAUAGAGUAAAAUAUAGCCUAUUUUCAAAGUUCUCUAAUUCUCAAAGAUUUAGUCUAAAACAAAGUCGCUGGAAAAUAUAAUCAAGAAAUGAAGAUCUAUUUAUAAUUUUCAUUAUAAAAAACAAAAGAAUUUUAUCGAAUUUUCAUGUCAUUCUUAUUCAAUUAUUCAAGUCACUGCAAUAGGUCUAUCCAAUAUGUGUAUCAUCAUAUUUAUUUUGAUUCAAGUUUUUUAAGAGUAAAAUUGAAGUAUUUCGACUAUUAUACAUUAUUUUCAUUUUUAUUACCUAUUUUAGUCGCAGCAAUUACUAGAAUUAUAAUAUAAAACAUGCGCAAGAUUUAACUGUAAAGAACUUACAGAAAAUUAUUAUUAUUGCGGAUUUAUCUCUGUUCUUCCCCGAUUCAAUGGAAAAAGCAUCCGUUAUUUAAUGCAACGGACAGAGUCAGAAAACUUAAGAAAAAUAAAACGAAGCAAUGAAUAAAAAAGAGCCCUUGAUAAAAAUGAAC
Messenger RNA from Contarinia nasturtii (swede midge), 9041 nucleotides. RefSeq names its product serine-rich adhesin for platelets. The transcript is spliced from 4 exons. The record is from RefSeq and is a predicted model, not a curated record. Lineage: Eukaryota; Metazoa; Arthropoda; Insecta; Diptera; Cecidomyiidae. The coding region runs from base 2777 to 6826 and encodes 1349 amino acids.